GGAGCUGCCGCGGUCCUGGCUCUCGUGCCGCCGCCAGCCUGCCCUGCGCGAGCCCCCGGGGUGCGCGGCCCGGACAGUCCCUGCGCCUGGGGCUCUGGUACCUGCUCCCGCAGCGCCCCCAGCUCCUCUGCCCACGCAGGCGGGGCUGUCGCGUCCGUGUAGCCCCCGCGCCGCCCCUCCGGCGGGCCCAUCUCCGCUCGUAGCGGGCGCUGUUGCUGCCUGGUGACCUCCCCAGCGCCCUGUCCCACGCACACGCCACCCGCGCCUCUGCAGGGGAGGCUGCGGUUACUCCUCCCAUCUCUGCCUUGCACCCUCCGGUGCGGGGAGGGGGUCUAGUCCUUGCAGGCAGCUUCAGUGGCCAAGCCUGGGACUGAGAUAAUGCUGCUGUCUGGGGACAGGGCUUGCUGCGUCAUUAGUGCUUCCAGCGCAUGUGGGAAUUCCGUGGGGACCCCAGCCCAGGGAUCCUGGAGCUGUAGUGGGAUCAUCUUGAGCCAGAGUCCAGGGAUUGUGCUGUGCCAUGGAGCCAUCUUCUCUCCUUUCCUCUUGGAGGAGGUGAUAGCAGCAAAGCAAGGCAACUGGUCCCAGUGCAGUGUCCUGCUGGCGAACAGCUUCUCCCCAGAUAUUCAGAUCCAGGUUCUCUGGGCUGCAGAAAGUAGAAGCAAAGGGAAUGGUAAGGGUGUGUUGGGUAAAGAUUUAGGGGCCUGCAGCCCAGCUCUGGGGUUCAAUCCCCUUUCAAACCAACAGGGAUCUCCUGGCACCCUCAGGCAGCAUGAUGCCAAGCUCCUUAUGAUGGUGCCCUGCCCAGAGUUCCAGGACACUUUCUCCAAAGUCUUCACCCGGGCUGAGCAGUGGCAUUUCUGUAGGAGUGAAGAUGAGCAGGAGCAUGGGGCACUCUUGGAUGAUUUGCGCUAUCUGCAUUGGUUUGCCUUGCUGGAAAUCCCAGACCUCAGCUCACCUGGUAUAGCUCAAGUGAGCUGUGUGCUGGCUGAGUCAUUGAGGAAAGGUGACACGCUAUUUGCCUGUGGUUCCCCUUUUGGUUCAUUUUGCCCAGACAUUUUCAUGAACACUCUUAGUAAAGGGAUAGUGAGUAACCUAGCUGGAAAAGGCAAUGUCCUUAUUCUGACUGAUGCUCGUUGCUUGCCUGGCACCGAAGGAGGAGGAGUCUUUGCGUGCUCUGAAGAUAGUUUUAAUCUGGUUGGAAUAAUUGUGGCUCCACUUUGUUGGAAGGCCAAUGAAUGGGUUGGAUUGACGUUGGUUUGUUCAAUUGGCCAUAUUCUGGAGAAUGUCAGGAGUGCCUGGGUUGGGUCUAGAAGUUCUAUGAAAACCUGGUGGCCUCAUGUGCAAUUGGUUGCUAAGCCUGUUGGGAAGAUGGCAGUCAGCCCUGGUCCUGCACAGUAUCUCCUGUCUGCAGUGGUGUUGGUGGAGUGUGGUCAAGUCUGGGGAUCUGGCGUGCUGGUCAGUUCAAGGCUAGUGUUGACCUGUCGACAUGUGGUAAAUGAUGCCUCGGAUGUCUGUGUAAGGGUACAGCACAGCCCUGAAAAGGGCUGUGUCCUUAAAGGGAAAGUGGUGUUUACUACAAACGAUGAUUCUCCCUAUGACAUAGCAGUGGUAGAACUAGAAGAAAGCUUACUGUGUUUUGCAAAACCUGUUUUAGCUACCAAGUUUGGUCCAGGAGAAGAAGUGAGUGUUGUUGGCUUUGGUGUGUUCGGCCAGAGCUGCGGCCCAUCAGUGACAUCAGGAAUCUUGUCAGCUGUGAUCACGGUGGAUGAGAAGCCAGUGAUGCUUCAGACAACCUGUGCGAUUCAUGGUGGCUCAAGUGGGGGGGCCCUUUUCUCCACAAACAGCGGAAAGCUCCUUGGGAUUGUUGCUAGCAACACAAAGGACAACAGCAUAGGGGCUACAUACCCUCACCUGAACUACAGUGUUCCCAUCACAGUUCUACAGCCAGCAGUCUUGGAGUACAGCCGUACUGGAGACCUGCGUGGUUUCCAGGAGCUGAACAGGGCCAAUGACAGAAGCAGACUAGUGUGGCGGCUCCAAAGAAAGACCACAGAGGUACCACACAGCAAGCUAUGAGGCUGGCCAUCUCAGAAAAGAAAGGUUAUUAAACAUGCACAACUGGAAGCAAAUCCAGUACCAGAGACAAGCAGGCAUGAAGCAAACAAAAGAGACUGGAACAGCCCCAAAGGCAAUGACAACAGGUGGGAUGUAAAAGUGAGCUUUUCGGAAUGAAAGGUCAAGUGUGUGUUAUGGCUUGUGAGGUGAUGCUGAUGGGGAAAAAAAUCCAAUACAAAACACAAACUCUAAGAAAAACAGAACAUUUCAAGUAGCGCACUGACUGAGAAGGUCAUCCCCUUCGGGAGUGGCACAUUCAAUUACAGCGUCCCCUCGUCGGUCAUGGUCAAUUAUUCUUUCCUCAGAAGAUCAGGAGAAAUAGCUGAAUAAAGGGGGGAUAAGCUGUCUGUGUGUAUUUAUUAGAGAGAGAUUGGGCGGAAAGGAAUGUAAAGCGUUCCACACAGCAAGGUGCAUUUAUUAUCACAGCUGGCUACAUAACAGUGUUCUCUAAUAUGGGAUCGUUGCAAGCAUGUUACUUGGGUUUACUGGGAUUUUAGAUUAAAAUUUUUUUUUUUAAUAUGCAGUAGCAAAUUGAGCUUCUGGUUCAGCCUUUUAGACUUAAUGUCACAUAAGAUCUGGAAUACCCAACGUAAGCCAAGCUGGCUGCCGCUGUUUUACCACACACCCACACACACUCUCGCUGCACUGGGGCACGUUUACACUGCACACACAUGCACAGGCUUUCAAGGCACACACCCAUAUGCCCACAGGGCCACACAUACAAUAUCAGCAUCUGAUUGCUGGGGGCCAGUCCAUCAAACUGAAAUUAACAUAGUUUGGGUCCAAUCCAGCUUCCAGUUAAGUCCCUGGCAAAAUUUACAAUGACGUCAUGGGAAUAGGAUUAAGCCCCUUAUUUGUGUGUGUGCUCACUGUAAGUAUCUCCAUCAAAAAAAGCCAACCAACCUUCUUAAGGCAAGAGCAGACACCCAGUUUGCGAUAAUGGAGGCUGCACUGAAAAUAGGGGGUGGAUGGCUGGUCUGCGAGUGGGGAGAUGGCUUUUCUUUCACUGAAGGAAUGUCAUUUUCAGGUCUGUCUUCAUCUUCAGUUGCACUGUGUCCCCAUGCUCCUCACCAAGUUGCUUCCUAUGCCCCACUAACCUACUCUUCCUGCCUUUAAAUACAUGUUCUUGGGGAACUGGUUCUUCUGUAUUAAAAACCUAAAGCACUGGCUUUUCCAGCUCAUCAGAGCUUCUCAAUUGUCCAGUGACUAACAGAACAUUCAAAAGUGACCAAAAAUACCUCAGCCCAACCCCGUGAUGGGCACACAAACUGAAUAGAAAGAAACUAGGUGCUUUCCAGAGAGAGCAAUGACAAAAAACACUGGUACGUGCAUUGUUCACAUUCAAUAAGUGCAUUGUCUCCUAGAGCAGAAGGAAAGUGUUCUACAUCUUACAAAGAAACUGACCUUUCAGACUUUGUUUCCCUUUUCUGGCAGGGUGAAGGUGGCCUAAUACUCCCACGAACAGGGAAAGAUGCGAACUGGAGCGAUGUUGCCACUAGUCCUUCAUCUCAUCUUCUGCAACAUGGAGGCUUUCUAGUACUGAUCAUGGAAAUUGUGGCUGGAAUUACACCAUGGUUUCAAGAAGCUGAAUGGGCAGCCUUAUGGCCAGUUUUACUGGUCUGAGCAGCUCCCAGCUUUGCAAAGUGUAGAACACUGGAAGGAGUUUUCUGAAGCCCACAACACAUCUCGCUUACACACACCCAAAAGUCUAAUCAAUACAUUGGACAAGAUGAAGCUGCAGUCUAUGUGAUCACCCAUUGUCAUUGAACCCUCCUCUUCCCUUCCCCCCCCAAUCCCUAAUAAAUGGACCUGACACCACCAAUAUAUUUCACCUGGCCCCAUUAAUGGGUAUCAUAUAGCAACAGCUUUUGGGCACUACCAAUCUGAGUCAGGUUCCAGCCAAGCUUUCGGGUUUUCAUAGGACAGCAUGUGCUUAUCUGAUCCUGUUAGGUCAUGGUUUGUCCCGCCUGUACCAGCUGCAAGGUACGCUUUCUCCAAGACCAUCAAUGGCUCUUAGCCAAGAUGGUUAGGGACACACCCCCAAGCUCGGAGUAUCCCUAAACCUCUGACUGCCAGAAGCUGGCACUGGACAUCAGGGGAUGGAUGGGAAGGAAGUGGGUAUAGAACAGGUUUUCUUGGGCUCUUAUUGUAAUGAGCCUGUCAAUGCAGUUUGUUUUUUCCAUCAUGCAAGGUCAAUAAGGUUAUUAAAAUCAUUGAUCAAAACUUUGCUCCAUGAUUAAAAUGGUCUGCAAGUCUAA
Mauremys mutica (yellowpond turtle) is the source of this 4373-nucleotide messenger RNA. It is a transcript of the gene TYSND1, whose product is annotated as trypsin like peroxisomal matrix peptidase 1. Gene Ontology annotation, cellular component: peroxisome. The record is from RefSeq and is a predicted model, not a curated record. Gene Ontology annotation, molecular function: serine-type endopeptidase activity. The transcript has 5 exons. Bases 379 to 2076 code for a protein of 565 amino acids. Lineage: Eukaryota; Metazoa; Chordata; Testudines; Geoemydidae. Gene Ontology annotation, biological process: protein processing; regulation of fatty acid beta-oxidation.